AUGAGUGUGUUCGGGAAUAUUAUGAGUCUUCAAGAUGUCCUGAAUCGUCUACCUCAAUUUGAACAUCAGGUAACUCGAAUUUAUUUUGGGUGAAAAAUUUGGAUUUUUCUGUGAAAAAUGGUCAAAAAUCACGGUUUUUGGGUCAAAAAUCAUCAAAAUUCUCCAAAUUUUUUGCAGAUCAAUCAAUUGAAUCGAAACCCGCGAGAUUCUCAAAGUAGUCAAGCGAAUUUCGUGCGGCAAGCUCGUGAUCUACACAAACAACUCGACGAGCACCGGAAACGCGCGGAAAACGUGAAAACCGAGGAUAGUUUCAAGAAACGACAAGUUUUGGAUCAAUGCGAGGCGUUGAAGAUGCGUUUGUUGCGGAUUUGUCCGGAAGUUGAGCGAAAUUCAUCGAUUUUGUCGUCGGCACCAACUUCACGGCAUUCUAUUGAAGAGUGGGUUGAAUUUCGUGAAAUUUGGAGUUUUUUGAGUACAAACAUGAUGAAAAUCCGAUUAUUUUGAAGUUUUCAAGAGUUCAACAUAUUUUCAUCGUAUUCUCCAAGCUCAGGGCUCUUUUUAGACACCCAAUUUCAUAUAGUAAUCUCAAAAUUUGAAAAAAACAGAUUUAAGCCACGCCCACUUUUCUGUACCGCAAGAACAGGGAGUUUUCAAGGGUCCAGAAUAUUUUUACCGUAUUCUCCAGGCUCAGGGCUCUUUUUAGACACCCAUUUUCAUAUAGUUAUCUAAAAAUUUGAAAAAAAACAGAUUUAGGCCACGCCCACUUUUCUGUGCCGCAGUUAAAAAAUCGAGAUUUUUCAGAGAAGAACCUGCAAAAGCACCCAAAAAAUCCACAAUGUACGCGGAUUCGGAUUCUUUGGACGCGGAUGCGGAAGACGAAAAACAAGCCACGCCCCCUCCGGAGCCCAAAAAACGGACGCAAAUUGCGAUAACUAAAAAUGAGCCGGAAAUUUGGGAAAAACCUGAAAAUCAGCCAAAACAAAAAGAAGAAGAAGAAGUGGAAGUUGCUGGAAAUACGUUUCAAGUGCUGAAAAACUUGGAGCCCGCCAAAUUUGGUGAUUUGAAAAUUUACGAAGGUGAUAUUUUGGAGAUUCUCGAGACCAGAAAUGAUGGUUGGUGGAUGGCGAAAAAUGGAAAAGAUGAGCAAGGUUGGGUGCCUAAAACAUACCUUAAGCAUUUCCCUAAGCCUAAGGAACGCUCUAAGCUUUCAAAGAGGCUUGGAGUUAGGGAUAGUGUUAUUGCGACAACACAAUUUUUGCGAAGGAAUACUAAACCAUCUGUGCAACCUAUUACUACUAUUGAUGUUUCGACUUUGCUUCCAAACGCUGUGGUAGGUCAAAUUUCGAAUUCUUCUUGAUUUUCUGAAAAUUUUGACACCCAUAUUGCCUAGGUUUCUUGCAAUUUUCUUAAAGGCACAUGGAAUUCACUAUAGCUGGGAUAAUUUGGGUCCCGCCACGAUGCACUUUUAAAUCCAAAAUUUCGUGGUGAAAAAUAUAGCAAAAUGUAGGGAAUUCUGAGCUCUACAAGAUGCAUUGGGUCUCAAAGCGAAAUGUGAACAUUUUUUUAAAGUUCAAAAUUUCCCCUCGAGAUUUAGCUCAUCGUGUAGAGCUCGAAAUUCUGCACAUUUUGCUAUAUUUUUCGCCCCGAGAUCUCUACUUUGAAGGGAGAUCGUGGCGAGACCCAAAUUAUGCGAGCUGGAGUGAAUUCUAUGCGCCUUUAAGAAAAUUUCACGAAACCUAGGCAAUAUGGGUAUCAAAAUUCUCAGAAAAGCGAGGGAUUUACGAAUUUUUAGGUCCCUGGUGUCAAAAAUGACCAAAUUUUUUGCAGACAACCUGGACCGGAAAGCAAAUCACAUGUCUAGGCGAUGCCUAUCGCUGUGACCAUCAUCUAACCUACGCCUGCCAUCUAACUCCUCGUCUCUCUCAUACAAAUCUAGGCUUUCACGAUCUUUUCUGGGUCCAGGAUUUGGACCAGGUCCGAAAGAGGAAUAUCCGGAUUUCCAGGCUUCUAAGGAUUGUCAGGCUUGAGGGAAUGCCUCUGACGUCAUCAAAAGCUAUUGUGAGACUAGCGCUGUUGGACGAGUCACGAAAACGUGGCAAACAAAUUGUGUCGAACGUCGUCACGCAAAUGCCACGCGUCAAAGGUGCCACGUGGCAUCUGACGCGCGCGGAAAGCCGCGCGGAAGAUCAGCGGAGCCUGGAGAAUUCGGAUAUUUUCUUGCGGUCGAAUUAUUCGCUGGCCAGUGUGGUUUUGGUGAUUGAGGCGUCGCUGAUUGUUGCGACUGGAGAAUCGGGAUUCGAGGAGCGAAGUCUGGGAAACAUCAAGAUCGGAUUGUUGAACGAUGAAGGACAGCCCAAGGUAGUUAGCCGAACUUAUGUGGAAGUGUUGAAGCGCGAGAAUUUGUUUGGUAUUAGCGAGGGUUUUGGCGGGGAUUUGGAGCAAAAUGUGGAACGACGUGUGUUUUUCAAAGUUAUGGAUGUGCCGAAGGAUAAAGUGCAUUUUAUGGAGUAAGUUUUGGCCGGGGGAUUGUGUAGUUCUCUCGGACUCUGAAAUUCGUAAUCUCCAUGGUUUUCCAAGAAUUUUGAUACCCAUAUUGCCUAGGUUUCGGGGAAUUUUCUUAAAGGCGCAUAGAAUUCACUACAGCUUGGAUAAUUCGGGUCUCGCCACGAUGAACCUUUAAAUCCAGAAUUUCAGAGUGAAAAAUAUACCGAAAUGUUCAGAAUGUUGAGCUCUACAAAAUGGUCUGGGUCUCUAUGGGAGAUUUUUGAAUUUACAUUUUUAUGUGACCCCUUUCCUUUAAAAAAUUAAAAACAUUUGGGUCUUUUUUUUGCCACGUGGCAUCUCGAAAUUCGUAAUCCCCUCGAUUUCCCGAGAAUUUUGAUACCCAUAUUGCCUAGGUUUCCUGGAAUUUUCUUAAAGGCGCAUAGAAUUCACUACAGCUUGGAUAAUUUGGGUCUCGCCACGAUGCACCUUUAAAUCCAGAAUUUCUGGGUGAAAAAUGUACCAAAAUGUUCAGAAUUUUGAGCUCUACAAGAUGCGAUUGGUCUCGAAUUGAAAUGUAAAAUUUUUCUUAAAUUUUUAUUUUCGCUUCGAGACCCACUACAUCUUGUAGAGCUCAAAAUUCUGCACAUUUUCGUAUAUUUUUCACCUGGAAAUUAUGGGUUUAAAGGGACAUCGUGGUGAGACCCAAAUUCUGCAAGCUGUAGUGAAUUCUAUGCGCCUUUAAGAAAUUUGCAGGAAACCUAGGCAAUAUGGGUAUCAAAAUUCUUGGGAAAAGCUGUGGGUUUCGAAUUUCCACGUGGCACAGCGCUAUGGGACCUCAUUUUUCUCCGAAUUUCCAGCUCAAUGCCCGAUGUGCUUCUUCUGAACUCUCUAUACCUUCCAUUUUUCUACUACUACCGCCGGCGAGCCGGAACCCUUCUGAUUCGCGACAAUCCAAAUCCCCUGAGCUCCGAAAUGCACUCCGAUCCACUUUUAUCGAUUUUUCCCGAAAUUUCCGAUCAACACGACAUCAUGGACGCGAUGCUCCAACUUUGGCGUGCAAAAUCAAAAAUCACCGCGAAAAAAUCGGAGGUCGAUCAAACCAUCGAAUUUUUUCAAACAUUUUUGCACACCGCCUACUUCAUGUUUGCCACACAAAUCAUGCCGAAUUAUGAGAUUGGUGAUGACGUGGCGUUGGCCGGACGACAGAAAGUUAUUCGAACUUUUUUGGAGGCUUUGAAGGUUGGCAAAUUGAAGGAGUUGUUGGCGAUACAAAAGUGUAGACCGUGUAAUAUUUAUGACUAUAGUUUGGAUUUGAUGGGAGCCCACAGUAUUGAUUGA
Messenger RNA from Caenorhabditis angaria, 3822 nucleotides. The record is from the annotation of a GenBank genome assembly. Lineage: Eukaryota; Metazoa; Nematoda; Chromadorea; Rhabditida; Rhabditidae.